AUGUCUCAAAAACCGCACCAAUAUAGUGAUAAGGUGUCGUUAACAUACACGGACACUGAUUCGUUAAUAGUACAUGUUGAAGCCGAUAAUUUCUAUGAAGACAUGAAAUCACACAUGCAUAACUUUGACACAUCCAAUUAUGAUGCUGAUAACCCGCAUAACAUGCCUCGAACAGCGUCAGAGUUGGGUAAGAUGAAAGACGAAUAUGGUGGCAAGGUGCUGUUUGCCUUUUAUGGUACAGGUCCCAAAGCAUACUGUAUCGAUGCUGUAGAUUAA
Messenger RNA from Acanthoscelides obtectus, 276 nucleotides. NCBI's taxonomy places the organism in Eukaryota, Metazoa, Arthropoda, Insecta, Coleoptera, Chrysomelidae. The record is from the annotation of a GenBank genome assembly.